This is a messenger RNA of Grosmannia clavigera kw1407, 306 nucleotides long. Its product is annotated as mitochondrial f1f0 ATP synthase subunit f. Gene Ontology annotation, biological process: proton motive force-driven ATP synthesis. The transcript is spliced from 5 exons. Lineage: Eukaryota; Fungi; Ascomycota; Sordariomycetes; Ophiostomatales; Ophiostomataceae. The record is from RefSeq and is a predicted model, not a curated record. Bases 1 to 306 code for a protein of 101 amino acids.
AUGAGCUACAUCACUCGCCGAGCGCUUUCGACGCUCAUCCCCCCCAAGGUUGCGUCGCCCAAGGCUAUUGGCAGCGCUCCGGAUGCUGUGCGCAUGCAGCGUGUUGUCAGCUUCUACGAGAAGCUUCCCCGUGGCCCGGCUCCCGAGGUCAAGGCCAAGGGCAUUCUCGGUCGCUACCAGGCCAAGCACUUUGGCAAGAACGCGACCGCGAAGCCCAUCAUCCAGGCCGUCGCUAUUCUCGUCAUCAUCGGCUACGCCCAGCAGUACUACUUUCACCUGCGUCACCACAAGAACAACGCCCACUAA